AUCAAAGACUGUGAUAUAAGUCUUCUUUUUAAAAAAAACAAAACCCACUUUUUGUUCUCUCUCCUUUCCUUUCUUAUUCUUCCAUCUCAGUGAACAUCUGGAGUCUUGUUGGAAGCCACAAAUCUUAGGUAACUCAUCUAAAUUGACAGGUUCUGAUGAUCAGUCUUGGCCGUCACUAAUCUUUAAUUGGGUGCCUGGUGUCUUGACAGAAGAAAAGAAGCCAGAAGUUAUUUAAAUAAUAUUUUUCUCAGGAAGCUGUUGCUUUGCAGAAACUGGCCCUUACAAGAUGCUCCAAAGAAAUCAAUCCACAGUGGAAGAGUUUGUCUUGCUGGGCCUCUCCCAGACCAGAGAAAUCCAACUGGCCCUCUUUCUCCUCUUUCUCCUAUUUUAUUCUCUGAUACUGCCGGGAAACCUUCUCAUCAUCCUGACCAUCCGGAAAGAACCUCAGCUGAAUUCGCCCAUGUACUUCUUCUUAGCCAACCUGGCUUUUCUGGACCUCUGCUAUUGCUCCAUCACUCCUCCCAAGAUGCUGGUUGACUUCUUCUCCAGCCAUAAGACCAUCUCCUAUAAGGGCUGCAUACUCCAGAUCUUCUUUCUUCAUUGGUUAGGAGGCUCUGAGGUUAUUCUUCUGGUUGACAUGGCCAUUGAUCGCUAUGUGGCCAUUUGCCACCCUUUGCGCUAUGCCAGCCUCAUCAGCAAAGCAGUCUGCUACAUUUUGGUCCUCAUAUCCUGGUGUGUAGGAUUCAUGCAUUCUAUCAUCCAAGUAAUUCUUAUUCUCCCACUGCCAUUCUGUGGACCGAAUGAAUUAAAUAAUUUCUUCUGUGAUAUCACUCAGAUCAUCAAGUUGGCUUGCACUGACGUAUAUGCACUGGAAUACAUCAUGUUCUUCAACAGUGGUUUGGCCACCUUGAUGUGUUUCAUCCUUCUCCUCAUUUCCUAUGGAGUCCUUUUGGUCAAGGUGAGAGCAAAUUCCGACAAAGGAAAGAGUAAAGCCUUCUCUACAUGCAUCACGCACAUCAUCAUCAUCUUCAUCAUGUUUGGUCCAGCUAUCUACAUCUAUUGCCAUCCCUUUCAGGAAUUCUUCUUUGAUAAGGUGGUGGCUGUUUUCCAUACAGUGGUCUUCCCCUUGAUGAACCCAAUGAUCUACACUUUGAGGAACAAGGAGAUCAAGCAAGCCAUGUUGAAGUUGUUGGGCAAAAUUAAAGUUCAAAGCAGAUGAUGAAGAUAAUUCAUUCUCAAAGUCAUUUGAAAACUUGCACCCUGCCCAUGAUGCUACACAUUACCUGCUGAAAGUUUGUAAGCAAGUAGCA
Crotalus tigris (Tiger rattlesnake) is the source of this 1310-nucleotide messenger RNA. RefSeq names its product olfactory receptor 4N2-like. Gene Ontology annotation, biological process: G protein-coupled receptor signaling pathway. Gene Ontology annotation, molecular function: G protein-coupled receptor activity; olfactory receptor activity. The record is from RefSeq and is a predicted model, not a curated record. The coding region runs from base 287 to 1219 and encodes 310 amino acids. Lineage: Eukaryota; Metazoa; Chordata; Lepidosauria; Squamata; Viperidae. Gene Ontology annotation, cellular component: membrane. The transcript is spliced from 3 exons.